AACCCAGUCUACACAAUAAAUAUCAUAACCUCAAUAAAAUGAAGUAGUGUGAUUUUUGCUUUAAUAUAACAAUAUAAACAUAAAAAUGGCUUUAUUUAAUAGAAAAGCCUUAUGCGACACUAUAACCCCUCUAGUACAAAUCAAAAGGUUUCGUGGAAAAAUCAACAUCCAAAGACCCAAACAAGCUCAUUACGAGAAAGCGGUGUUUUUGGAAGCCACAAAACCAUGGUUUGUAAACCCGAACAAAGACAAACCCAUGAGUGAAUUGUGCAAGGGGUCAGGUUCGGCAUGGAAAAAAGAAGACAGAGUAAACCCCUUCCAGCAAAUCAUAGCAGGCGAAUUGAAACGUUGGCUGACUACGUCGCGAUUGGUGGCCUUCUAUCACAUGAACCCCAUGAACGCCGAAACCCAAUUUCAGGCGUAUGUGAUGUUUAAAAAAGAGAAAAUGCAUUAUAAGAACUACGGUAGGAAAACUUUGGAAAUGGCGGUGGAAGGGACAAAGUAUGAGACUCUCUUGGAGUUCUAUGUUUCCCAUAGUAUGACUGUUUUCUCCCCCGAGCCUGAAUUAAAGAAGCUCCUAAAGAUCACUAAGAAGUUUCCACAGUUGGUUUUGUUGGCUGGUAUUUACGAUGGUAAACUUCUAAGUAAAGAUGAAUUUAUGUAUUACAGCUCUAUUCCAAACUUGGAAAGUGCCCAAGCAGGAUUGGUUCAUACUUUGAACAGUGCUGGAAGUUCACUUGUUAGUAAAUUAAAUAGUCAUCAGAAUAGCUUGGUAGGAAAUCUUGAAGCUAGAGCUGAGCAGCUUCAAGGUGAGCAAAAGUAGAUAUGUACAUAUAUUUAAUUAUUAUUUUAAUAAAAAUGUUG
Messenger RNA from Brassicogethes aeneus, 864 nucleotides. NCBI's taxonomy places the organism in Eukaryota, Metazoa, Arthropoda, Insecta, Coleoptera, Nitidulidae. The record is from the annotation of a GenBank genome assembly.